ACAACCGGAAGUAUUUGGAACAUGUUCUUUCCACCCUCAUCCUCAUCCUCCUCCUCCGAUUGGCGCCGAACGUUCGAAGCGAUUAAAGCUGGCCAUGAUGAAGUGUACGCAACGGUCGAGCGAGCGAUCAAGUUCGAGGAACACGAACGUCCCGAUCUGGCACUUCAAGCGUACAAGGAUGGCAUCCGCCGUAUCGAUGAAACGCUAGCCCUGCCGGUGGAAGUCCCCAACCUCCAGGUACAGGGUCCACAGGCGGACGAAACCUGGAAGCAAGCGGUAGCCAUGAUACACAAGCUCAAACGUACCCGUGGCGAAGUGUUGCAGCGGAUCGGUCAGCUCGGUGGUAAUGGGACGGAAGGGGACGUUGAGCGUGGUUCACAGAACGGAAACGAAAGCAUCAACCCCGGCCAACGUCCCUGGACGUACACUGAGCUAGCGAUGGCACUGAGGGAUAUGUCCGGUGAAGGUACAGAGGGCGUUACCGCCAGCCUGAUGGAACUGCUGUUCUCGUGUGACGGUGUACAGGUGUACUACAUCGAACCGGACGGUGUGGUUAGUAGGACGAUGGACGACUCGACACUAAGAAUCGUACGCAUCGAGGGAGACGAAAGCAGACAACUUCAGGCAACGGUGUUUCUGCAGGUGAUUGAAACAAGAUCUGCCACACGGAUCGAAAAUGCUGAAGAACCAUGGGAAUUGAUGCAGCAGCAGGAAGUGAACGUAGGAACAGAUGCUUCACCGACCGCCGUGGAACAACCGACGGAAGCCGAACCCGUACAGACAUCGUCCGAUGCGAUCGAACAACUCCCGGCCGGUUUUCUUAUCUAUCCACUCAUUCCGGGCGUGUCGCCUUGCUAUCGAACCGAGUACGGUGCGUUUAUACUUCCCGAUUUAGCGGCCGAGCAUGUGCAGGGUCGUGCGAUCGGGUUGGUAGUACCGGCCGGGGCCGAUGAAGUUGUGCUAGAGAUACUGGUGGUCUUCCUGCACGGGAUCGUCGCCCAACCGGCAGCGGGUGCACGCGUCAGCAAGCGAUCGUUACUGCCCGAUUCCACCACCAUCUCGGCUGGCAUCAUCAAGGGUGCGUACUAUCUGUCCAAGGGCCUAGAGCGUGGCGCGGAACGAACUGGUCAGUUGAUUGCUAACGGCACACCGUACGUCAUUUCGAAACUCGGCCAAAAGCAACCCGCCAACGCAGCACAGCAAGAUGCAUCGGAUGCAGGCGCGACUAACGUUCAGGUGCCGAAAAAUGUACGAACCGGUAUCGAAAUUGCUAAAACCGUUACUGGUACGGCGGCUGGCGUGACGAGCUAUGUAGCAGGUAAGGUCGGUUCGGCAACGAUGGCACUGGGACGCUUUCUGGCACCGCACAUUCAGCGGCACGGCAGUGCCCUACUAUCGUACAGUACGGGCAUGAGCGAGCAGGCCGCUUCGGAGCGAAUGAACGGUGCACUGACGAUCUGUGCCGGCGCAGUCGAAGGGUUCGGUACCGUGUACGAAGGGUUGGAACGAUCGGCAUCGAUUCUUGGCAAAAGCUUAAGCACUAGCACGGUACAGAUUGUAGAGCAUCGGUACGGUACGGAGGCGAGCCGUGUCGUUGGCAGCUCGCUGGACACGGUCGGCAACGUGAUAAAUGUCACGCACAACAUGAACUACAUCACACCGAAGGGACUGGCCAAGCGGACGGCAAAGAAUGCGGGUAAAGCGCUUGUGGCCGGUUAUCGGCCCCCGGUACCGGAAGUGGAUGGUGAAAGUUCGUCCGGCACUGGGUCUGCAGUGGUGGAGCAGCCGCCUCCACAGCGUAUCGUACCUGCGGCCGUACUUUAUCCGGAUUUGGAAGGUUUAGCUAGGGAGGUGCGUCCAAAGGAUGGAAACGCUUAA
Anopheles maculipalpis is the source of this 1878-nucleotide messenger RNA. Its product is annotated as protein spartin. Gene Ontology annotation, cellular component: plasma membrane. The transcript has a single exon. The record is from RefSeq and is a predicted model, not a curated record. Gene Ontology annotation, biological process: negative regulation of BMP signaling pathway; cell division. The coding region runs from base 22 to 1878 and encodes 618 amino acids. NCBI's taxonomy places the organism in Eukaryota, Metazoa, Arthropoda, Insecta, Diptera, Culicidae.